Molecule: messenger RNA, 1760 nt
Organism: Corvus hawaiiensis (hawaiian crow)
Lineage: Eukaryota; Metazoa; Chordata; Aves; Passeriformes; Corvidae
Gene: STX8
Product: syntaxin 8
Exons: 8
Coding region: 56-766 (236 amino acids)
Biological process (GO): intracellular protein transport; vesicle fusion
Cellular component (GO): endomembrane system; SNARE complex
Molecular function (GO): SNARE binding; SNAP receptor activity
Source: RefSeq, a predicted model, not a curated record
GCGCGCCGCGUCCGGGCGGAUCCGGCGGAAGCUCCGGGAAGGUUCCGGGGCCGCGAUGGCUCCGGACCCCUGGCUGCCGCUGCUCGCCGCCGCUCGCCAGCUCGCCCAGGACAUCGCCGAGAAGAUCCAGGAGCGGAACCGCUGCCAGCGGAGCGGGGAGAGCUCGGCCAAGGUCAAUGUGGCCAUCAGAUCCUCGCUGCAGAGUCUCAGGGAGAAGAUCGAGGAGCUGCGGGAGCUGCUGCUGCGGGCGGUGGCGGUGCGCCAGAUCACGCAGCUGGAGGGAGACAGGAGGCAGAAUUUGGUGGACGACCUCCUCACACGGCACAAACAGCUCGAGGCAUCCUACAGGAGCGAAGGCCCGGAGCCAGACAUGACCAGAUCCAGCCUCAUGGCAGGAGGGGUCAAACGAGGCGUCACCAACCCCUGGCUCUUGGAGGAAUCGGAGGAGACCAGAGGACUCGGCUUUGAUGACCUCAGGCAGCAGCAGAGAAGGAUCAUCGAAGAACAAGAUGCUGGACUCGAUGCUCUUUCUUCAAUCAUAUCCCGGCAAAAACAAAUGGGGCAGGAAAUUGGGAAUGAGCUGGAUGAGCAGAACGAGAUCAUCGACGACCUCACGAACCUGGUGGAGAACACGGACGACCGGCUGCGUACCCAGACACGGCACGUGAAGAUGGUGGACAAGAAAUCAACGUCCUGCGGGAUGCUGGUGGUGAUCGUGCUGCUGCUCAUCGCCAUCGCCGUGGUUGCGCUCUGGCCGACGCAUUAACCCGGAUCCCGCCAGAGCAGCUGCUCCGUGGGGAGCACCAGGGCUCCAGGGAGGGCCCCCCUGCCUGCAGGGACCUUCUGUGCUGGGAAUCAACUCCACAGCUGGGAAUCAACUCCACAGCAGCAGACUGAAGCAGCAUCCGCCAGACAUCCGCUCUCCUUGGAGUGCAGCUGAGGAGCUCUGUGGGAUCUGGAGGAUUUCAGCGGGAAAAGGGGAUUUCAUCCCACCCUUCCCACCUUCCUCUGGCACUCAGGCAGCUGCAGCUGUAGGAUGGACUCAUCUCUCCUGCAUCUGCAUCUGAGGACACGCUGGUGCUGCUGCCCUGCCCGCUUUGCUGAGCUCAGACCUCCCAGGGGCCUCAAACACCGAAAUCCAGGAGUGCUUUGGAGAACAGCAACAUUCCCCUGCUUCAGCAUCCCUCCUUCAGAGAGAAAAUGCUCCAGGGUUUUCAAGGAACAGUCUUGGGGAAUGACUGCAUCUGGAUUCUCACAGGAUGGGAAGCGACAGCCCUGCAGGACCCCCAUGGGCUGCACAGAAUCGCUGGUGACUGGGUCAGAGCUCAGCCCUUGGGGGGAGGUAUUGGUGAGUUAUUGAUCUCCAGGGAUGGAGUUACUGCUGAGUUAUUGAUCUCCAGGGAUGGAGUUACUGCUGAGUUUCUGAUCUCCAGGGAUGGGAGUUACACAGCAGCAGGGCUCAGCCCAGCCUGUGAGGGUGCCGAGCUUUGCCCUCGUGUGCUGCCCAGGGGCUCUGCCAGCCUGGCCUCGGGAGAUGCCCCAGAAUUAACGUCCUAACUGAGCUCUGCCUCUUCCUUUGACAACUUCUCACACACUUCUGCAGCUGAGGGGAAGGAUUACCUAUUUCAAAACAAAUGGAAAAGAAGUAUUAAAUGUUUGCUUCUGGCCAAGAGAAUAAUUAUUUUGUUACACAUGCCAGUUUGAUUUCAGGAUUAAUAGAGCAAGCAAUAAAUACUGAUUAAAUCCAUUUAUAUACAGUU